GAGAAAGCGAGAGCGAGAGCGAGAGAGAGAGCGAGAGAGAGAGAGAAAGAGAGAGGAGACUGAAUGUGAGGGAGAGAGAGACACAGCAAGACAGAGACGAGGGGGGAGAGAGAGAGAGAACGGGACGGAGACUUAAAAGAAGAGACUCUGUGUCAGAGAAAGAUUUGGAUGCAAACAGAAAGAUUGGAAGAGAAAGUGAUAUGGGGGUGGGGAUGAGAACAAGUAAGGGAGAGCCUGGAAGAGACAGAGAUUAGAGAGAAAGAGAGACAGGAGAGAGUGGAGAGAGACAAUAUAAAAGAGAAAGUGUGAGAGGAAGAAGACAUCAUCAGAGACAAAGAGACAAAAAGGGUGUGAAUGAGCAGGUGAGAACUGGGGACGAGGAGAGGCAGCACCUAAGAGACAGAGGAGGAGGGAGACUGUGGCUGGGUGUCCCAGCACCCACCCUGCCCUCUUUUGCCCUCUGUCCUUGGGACCCCGGAGCUGCUGGGUCAUCUGCAGAGUGACGCACACAGCCCCUUUCUUUCUCUCCCCAAGCCCUUGAUGGAGGAGGGCAGACCUCGGAGCAGCCUCAGCCUGGCCAGCAGCGCUUCCACCAUCUCCUCGCUUGGCAGCCUGAGUACCAAGAAGUCCACCCGGGCAGUAAGCAAGGUGCAUGCCUUUGGGAAGAGAAGCAAUGCACUCAGAAGGGAUCCCAACCUCCCUGUGCACAUCCGAGGAUGGCUUCAUAAGCAGGACAGCUCCGGGCUCCGGCUCUGGAAACGCCGCUGGUUUGUCCUCUCUGGCCAUUGCCUCUUCUAUUACAAGGACAGCCGCGAGGAGAGUGUCCUAGGAAGCGUCCUGCUCCCCAGCUACAGUAUCAGGCCAGAUGGGCCAGGAGCCCCCCGAGGACGGCGCUUCACUUUCACAGCGGAGCACCCAGGCAUGAGGACCUACGUUCUGGCGGCUGACACACUAGAGGACCUGCGGGGCUGGCUACGGGCGCUGGGCCGGGCCUCCCGCGCGGAGGGCGACGAUUGUGGGCAACCCAGGUCACCUGCAAGUCCCCAGCCUGGGGAGGGCCCUUGCGGCCCUGGUGGUCCCCCAGAGGUGAGCAGAGGGGAAGAGGGCCGAGGCUCAGAAUCGCCAGAGGUGGCUCGGCUUUCCAGGGGUCGUGGCCGACCCGGGCUGCUCGCACCCAGCCCCACGGCCGACCUGCAGUUUGGACCCCGGAUUCGGAGGACGAGGAGCCCAGAUCUGUUUACACCCCUCUCUCGCCCUCCCUCCCCUCUGAGCCUCCCCCGGCCCCGUUCUGCUCCUGCACGGAGACCCCCUCCCUCCUCUGGAGAUACAGCACCUUCUGCCAGACCGCAUACCCCACUGAGUCGCAUCGAUGUCCGGCCUCCCCUGGAUUGGGGUCCCCAGCGCCAGACCCUUUCCAGGCCCCCUACUCCCCGCCGAGGACUCUCCUCCGAAGCUGGAGGAGGAAAGCCCCCCAGAAGUCCCCAGCACUGGAGUCAGGAGACCAGAAUACCGGCCCCCUCUAGUUCCUCCACAUAUCUCCAGCUCCCCCCGAGACCUCCUGGGACCGGGGCUUCCAUGGUUUUACUGCCGGGUCCCCCACUAGACUCAACCUUCCACCAAAGCUUGGAGACAGAUACUUUGUUGACCAAGUUGUGUGGGCAGGACCGGCUCCUGAGAAGGCUGCAGGAGGAGAUAGACAGGAGGCAGGAGGAGAAGGAGCAACUAGAAGCAGCCCUGGAAUUGACCCGACAGCAGAUGGGCCAAACAACCAGGGAAGCUGCAGCUCCUGGAAGGGCCUGGGGGCGCCAGCGCCUCCUGCAGGACCGAUUAGUCAGUGUGAGGGCCACUCUUUGUCACCUGACCCAGGAGAGAGAGCGGGUUUGGGACAUGUACAGCGGCCUGGAGCAGGAGCUGGGCACCUUAAGAGAGACCCUUGAGUACCUGCUGCACCUUGGGUCCCCCCAGGACAGAGUAUCUGCUCAGCAGCAGCUGUGGAUGGUGGAAGACACAAUGGCAGGUCUGGGAGGCCCCCAGAAACCACCUCCCCACACUGAGCCUGACUCCCCAUCCCCUGCACUCCAAGGCGAGGAGUCCUCAGAGAGGGAGAGCCUGCCUGAGUCCUUAGAACUGAGCUCACCUCGAUCCCCCGAGGCUGACUGGGGGCGGCCCCCAGGAGGCGACAGAGAGCUCGUCAGUCCUCGCUCAGGUCUUGGAUCUCCAAGGGUCUCCCGGGCUUCCAGCCCUGAGGGUCGCCGCCCCCCUUCCCCACAGCCAGGAACCAAGGUCCCCCUGGCCCGGCCCCGGAUGAGUGCUCAGGAGCAGCUGGAGAGAAUCCGCAGAAACCAGGAAUGUGGACGGCCUCUCCCCCGCCCGGCCUCCCCCCGGCUCUUCACCCUGGGGAGGACACUAUCCCCAGCCCGACGCCAGCCUGACGCAGAACCAAAACCUGUCCUGGGACACUCAGUCGCCCAGAAAUGGCUCAGAAGCUCCGGGUCCUGGAGCAGCCCGAGGAACACCAUCCCUUAUUUGCCGACAUCCGAAGGUCACCGCGAGCGAGUUCUCAGUCUCUCUCAAGCCCUGGCCACUGAGGCGUCACAGUGGCACAGAAUGAUGACAAGUGGAAAUGUGGACUCUCGAAAAGACCCUCUUCCCCCUGCGCCGCCGCCUCCGUCAGACCCCACGCUCCAGAUGUCCUCGCCCCCAAGAUCUCCUCCAGUGACCGAUUUCCGCUCCACGAGGUUCUCCCGGGGAGGUGGUGGGCGCGAUGCAGGCCCCACCUCCUGGGAGGCCAACUGGGAUUCCGGGGCCGCCCCUCCCGCCUUAACCCAAGACGAGGGGGCGUGGCCUCUGCGAGUCACUCUGCUGCAGUCCAGCUUCUGACCCACCCAAACGCGACAGCCAAUCAGAGCGUGAGGGCGUGGCCUGACGGUACCGCCCCGAGAUCUGGACCGCCUCCCCGCACCUCCGGGAGUGAUCUGGUCCCAUGACCUAGAAGGGAAGUAGUUUCUGUGGCCAAAGUUUGGUUUUCCCAACACUUGUCCAAAUUUGAAUUAAAAUUUAGAAACUUUAGUCAAUAA
Molecule: messenger RNA, 3077 nt
Organism: Vicugna pacos (alpaca)
Lineage: Eukaryota; Metazoa; Chordata; Mammalia; Artiodactyla; Camelidae
Source: RefSeq, a predicted model, not a curated record